Messenger RNA from Drosophila innubila, 1434 nucleotides. RefSeq lists its product as uncharacterized. NCBI's taxonomy places the organism in Eukaryota, Metazoa, Arthropoda, Insecta, Diptera, Drosophilidae. The record is from RefSeq and is a predicted model, not a curated record. The coding region runs from base 1 to 1080 and encodes 359 amino acids. The transcript has 2 exons.
AUGUUUGCCUCUUGGUAUACCUAUCCAGUGUUGACCCUGUGCCUGCUGCUUCUUGUUACCCAGCAGGAUGUGUGCCAGGCACAAUUAUCCUUUCACACCGAUGCCAACUCCAACUCCUUCACACUAAAGACGCCGGCACUGCAACAGAGUUUCACGCGAUACUAUGGCGCCGCCAAGCAGCAACAACAACCGCAACAGCAGCAACAGCAGCAACCAGAGUUGCCACAAGCUCAGCUUCAAUCAUUAGACGAACAACAACAACAACAACAACAAGAACAACAACAUCAACAGCUGCAAAUUCCAAAUCGUUUCUCCGGACGCACGGGAGUACAAUAUACGGGUGUGUUUCCGCAACAAUCCCUCGGAGGUCGUCAAGUCAAACCAAAGUCGGAGUCAGUUGUCAACACGCUGCAGCAACAGCAACAGUUGCAGCAGCAGCAAUAUUUGGCACAACAACAACAACAACAACAGCAGCAGCAGCAGCAGCAGCAACAACAACUGCAAACAGUGGGAAAUAUGCCCAGCUACGCGGAUCAAAUGCAAGCCGCCUUCCUUGAUUACCAGCGUCAGCGAUUGGAGUUUGAGCAGCAACAACAGCAGCUGCUCCAGAAGCUCUACACCUACUAUCCCGAUGUGUCGAUCGGUCAACAGUCUCCAUCUCAGUCGCAAUCUCAACCAGCACAGUCGAACAGCUUUGGGCAACGGCAGUCGGCCGGUUUCUAUGGCAGCAACAAUGGAUUGCAGUUGCAACAACGCCAGGCUGUGCCACAGCCGCAGCAGCAGCAGAGCCAGCUUACGGAGUUGCAAUCGCAGUCGCAGCCAGCAGCUGGUAGACAGCCAAACUACUAUUCGACCCUCCAGCACAUGGGAUUCCUGCAGCAGCAGCAACAGGAUAUUCUCCGCGAGCAGCAGCAACAUGUUGCCCAGCAAUUUGCGACCGGGCAGAAUGCGCCAAACACCUCCCAGAGCUUUGGCAUGGCAAUCCCCGAAUCCUCCGUAUUGGGUUCUCCAUCGUAUCAACCUUCGUCAGCCGUAUCCCAUGUGAGAUUCAGCAGCGGCAAUCUCAACUACAAUUUCUAAACGAUAAGCGGAUACACGGAUACACGGAUAAACGGAUAAACGAUAAGCGAUAAGUUAUAAACGAUAAAUGGGAGCCGAAAUCCAUUGCAAUUGAUGCCAAUCCUCAAAAAAUGCCAUCUCAAUUCUUGUUGUUGAUUUUGCAGCUCAUUUUCACAUCGUCAAGUGGAACCAACAUAAACUCAACUUUUUUUUUCUUUUUUUUUCGCAAAUAGCUUUAGUUUCAUCAUCAUCAUAUAUUCUAAGUUCUAUAUGUAUAUACAUAUAUAUCUAUAUAUAUAUAUAUUCUUUUGUAAACAUGUCCAAAUUGGCUACAGAGUAGAAGCGAGUAAUAAAUUGUCAGUAGUAAAAUUUAUA